Molecule: messenger RNA, 3493 nt
Organism: Chelmon rostratus (copperband butterflyfish)
Lineage: Eukaryota; Metazoa; Chordata; Actinopteri; Chaetodontiformes; Chaetodontidae
Gene: keap1a
Product: kelch-like ECH-associated protein 1a
Exons: 12
Coding region: 1081-2886 (601 amino acids)
Molecular function (GO): protein binding
Source: RefSeq, a predicted model, not a curated record
GGCCGAGGUUCAGUUUCAGUUUGCGGAAUGCUGCUCCUGACUUGUUGCCAUGUAGGUCUCUGUGCAUGCGUACUGGCCGCGCAGUGUGCUGGAGAGUUGCAGAGUCAUGUUGGGGAACAAAUUCCUCCCCGCCACCAGCACCACCAGCACCAGCACCACCACCACCUCCGCCGCCGCCGCCGCCUUUGGACGUGUGCCCGCGGGGACGCAGAACAGCAGCGACGCUCGCAGCUCCGCGCAUUUUAGCCUUCGGUGUGCACAAUGAGUCGCUGCUGCUGGUUUCCGCGCAGGACGUGACGAGCCUCGGUCGGGGAAGACCUCCUGCUGGCGGGCGAGAUCGUGCGUAAAACUCCCCGAAGUGAUUCGCGCGAGCUGGUGCUCUCGUGCGAUGGUGGGGUUUUAACAGCUGUCGUGGAGUUGUCGCUUCAGGAUAAGCAUCACAACAGAAGUGCUUCAAGAAAUCCCUGCCAGGACACAUGUGAUUGAGCAGUUACACACACUUGCCGGCCGCUUCCUCUCCUCCUGUCGAGCUCUAAAUUGCAGAGGACUCUGUGAGAUGUCAGAAUGGAUUACUUUCAAAACCCUGAAACCUGAAAAGUCUGGACCAGCAGCUGUUUAAUGAACGUGGUUUGACUUUGGGAAGUGUCUGAACCUGAUUCAGAGGCUGUCAGUCAUGUUGGAGCCUAGGUCUGUGGAUGAGGGACCAGGCUGCGAGUUUGUUUACCCGCCGUGUUUGUGCAGAGAAACAUAUGAGCUGAACGGAUUUCAUGUAGCAACUGGCUUUUUCUCUGGACUGCUCGCUCUGUGUGGCUGGGAUCACCAAUGGAUAAUAAACUGCUCACUUCCCUAAGUUCUUGUCUCCUUUCUGAAUGGAUUUUUUUUGUUAAACUUCAGCCAAAAUGGAGGAACUGAGGACAUCUGCUCACUGGAGCCUUUACACGGAUGAAUCAAAGACCAAAGGAAUUUCCUCUGUUGAUCGUCUGACCCCUAUGGGAUAAGAACUUCACUUUUUGAACUGCACAAGACUGUAAGACUGAACAGGUAAUUUAUCGAAAAGAUCUGAAGGACUUCUCUCCCAGAAUGCAUUGCCCCAUGAGGAAGAAACGUCCCACGCGUGACUCUGAUUUCUCGGCCAUCGCGGUCCCCUCCAUGCAUGGGUCCGGGUAUCUGGACUACACGGUGGAGACCCACGCUUCCAGAUGCCUCAAAGUCAUGGAGGAAUUCAGACGGCAGGAGAUGCUGUGUGACCUGGUGCUGCAUGUCGCAAACAAAGACAGGACAGUGGACUUCAAGGUGCACAGGGUGGUACUGGCCUCCUGCAGCCCCUACUUCAGAGCCAUGUUCACCAGCAGCUUCAAAGAGUGUUGCGCCUCAGAGGUCACCCUGCGUGACGUCUGCCCCCAGGUGGUGGGAAAGCUUAUAGACUUUGCCUACACCUCCCACAUCACAGUGGGAGAGAAGUACGUGUUGCACCUUCUGUUGGCUGCUAUGAGGUAUCAGAUGGAGGACGUGGCCAAGACAUGCUGUGAUUUCCUCACCAAGCACCUGGAGCCUGCGAAUGUCAUCGGCAUCGCCCGCUUUGCUGAGGAGAUCGGCUGCUCAGAGCUGCACCAGCAGAGUCGAGAGUACAUCAAUACACACUUCAGUCAGGUGACUAAAGAAGAUGAGUUCUUCAGUCUCUCUCACUGCCAGCUGCUGGAGCUCAUCAGCCAGGACAGUCUGAAGGUGCUCUGUGAGUCUGAGGUGUAUAAAGCCUGCACAGACUGGGUCCGCUGGGAUAUGGAGGGUAGAGCCCAGUAUCUACAUGCCCUCCUGAAUGCGGUUCACAUCUACGCCCUGCCUCCUAAGUUCCUGAAGAACCAGCUCCUGUCCUGCCCCAUCCUCAGCAAGGCCAAUUCAUGCAAGGACUUCCUGUCUAAAAUCUUCCAGGAUAUGACACUGAGGAAGCUUCCUCCUGCACCUAACCGUGGAACUCAGCUCAUAUAUGUGGCCGGCGGAUACCAGCAGCAUUCACUGGCCUCCAUGGAGGCGUAUGAUCCCAGAGGGAAUGUCUGGCUAAAACUGGCAGACAUGGGGUCUCCGUGCAGCGGCCUGGGAGCUUGUGCACUGUUUGGACUGUUCUACACUGUUGGAGGCAGGAACCUGUCGCUUCAUAACAACACAGAGUCCAGCUCCCUGUGCUGCUACAACCCGAUGACCAACCAGUGGAGCCAGCGAGCCUCCCUCAACAUCCCCAGGAACAGGGUCGGGGUGGGCGUGGUGGACGGCUGCAUCUAUGCUAUCGGAGGCUCCCAGGGCUCCACGCAUCACAACACGGUGGAGAGGUGGGAUCCAGAGUCUAAUCGCUGGUCCUUUGUUUGCCCGAUGACGGUGGCUCGUCUGGGUGCAGGAGUGGCGGCGUGUGGGGGGGCUCUGUAUGUGGUGGGUGGAUAUGACGGGCAGAACCGCUGGAACACUGCUGAGAAAUACCAGCCUGACACUAACACCUGGCACCAGCUGGCACCUAUGAACACUAUACGCAGUGGACUGGGACUGGUGUGCGUGAACUCGUACCUGUACGCGAUAGGAGGGUACGACGGGCGGAGCCAGCUGUGUUCCGUGGAGCGUUACAACAUAACCAGGAACCAGUGGGAACCCAGGGCCUCCAUGCAGUACUGCCGCAGUGCACAUGGAGUCACAGUCCACCAGGGACGCAUCUUUGUCCUCGGAGGUUUUAACCAGCAAGGCUUCCUGUCCAGUGUUGAAUGUUACUGCCCAGAGAGAAACGAGUGGACGUGCGUCACCGACAUGCCCGUUGGACGCAGCGGCAUGGGCGUCGCUGUUACCAUGGAGCCCUGUCCCGGCAACCUGCCGGUGCAGGAGGAGGACGAGGACGGAGCCACGUAGGACGAAAUCUGCUCGAGCCUCAAGUGUUGAAUGCGGCUGUAAGUGGUGCUGCUUUUCAAGACAGAGUAAAGUGCAUUAAGUUCAAAACAAAAAACAUUCCAGUGUGGAAACUUGUUGCAUAUCCCCGACCUGAUGGACCUCGCUUGUGUCGCAGCGCCAAGCACUGCUGGUAUAGUUUGUACGGAAACGCUGAAGAGGACGAAUGAUAAUUCUACAUCUGCCAGGGGAGCGAGUGAUGCAGACAAACUGGCAGCAUGACGGUGACCUGGCAGAGAACAAGGUGCUACACAUGUAAUCUCACACGAUGGAACUAUUUAAUUAAUUAAUGUAAUUCCACUGCUGUUUCUAAUCUCUCAGUGUUCAAUUUUUUUCUAACUUCACAAAGUUUAAAUAUCCUUCAGUGUCCUUAUUUCUAAUUCCUCUCUUGGUGUUGCAUCUCUACCUCUGACUGUGUGUUAAUGAGCACUUUUCUGUGUUUUCUUUAUUUUGUGCCAAUAUAGUUUCACUCAAAACUGCCAUUUGUUUGAACUGUAUUAUUAUUUUUUGUGCAUUCACCAUAUUUUAUGUUAUAUAUGUUAUAAAUAAAGUUAAUCAAGUGUGUGAAAUA